AUGGAUUUCGGUUCUACAACACCAACCGUUGAUCACUAUUAUCUUGCCAGACGUAGAAGAAUACUUAUACUAUUGGCACAGAGACGCUCACGUCAAGGUAUAGCCACUCAACGUGCUACCAUCCCGGUACAUCCGAGUUUUAGUAUCAAUCCAAACUUACCUUCUGUAGAUGAUGUUAUUUUUUCGGUGUCUGCACAUAAUACUUCAAAUGGAACCCCUGUAUCCUCUAACUAUCAGUGCUUGGAAAAUGAUGUUGGGCCUUCAAUGGCUAGAAAGAAGAGGAGGAUAAUCUUGUCUAACAAGAGGAAUACACCUAAUAAUGCAAACAAGGAAAAUAUAUCCAUAACCGGACAAUCUAUUUUAUUCAAAACUCAAACACCGAUGUCCGGUCAGUGUUUACCACUAACUGCUAAUCUAUCCAACGUCUUGAACACAGCCCCAUUGCAGAGACAUGUACGUCAACCUAUAUCUCAUAAAAACCCAGCUCAUUAUUCAGACGAUGCGAAUUCUCAUUCUGAAGAUGAUUUGAAUUGCUGUAGUAGUUCUGAUGAUGAUGCAGAACUUGAUAAUGAACCUUUAGUUGAUUCGCAUCUCGAAGAAUACUCCGACAUAAGAGAUCGAGUUUGGGAAUGUCCUUCCUGUCACGCAUCUAUGUGGUACCAAGAACACAUAGGAAAUACAAGACAUACCACUGCUCCAAAGUUCACACGGUGCUGCAGAAGUGGAAAAGUUGUUCUACCUUUGUUGAACGAUCCUCCGCAACUGCUGCAACAUCUUCUACAUAAUGGAACAUCUCUAGACAGUAAAAACUACCAAAGCAACAUUCGAACUUACAAUGCCAUGUUUUCAUUCACUUCACCUGGAAUGAAAUUCGACAAUACCGUUGCUGAUGGAGGAGGCCCACCGACUUUAAGACUGCAUGGUCAGACCUGUCAUCGAAUUGGUACAUUAAUACCAAAAGACGGAAGACCGCAAUAUGCACAACUAUAUAUUUUUGACACCGACAGCGAAAUAGAUAACCGACUGAAGUGUUUCAGCAAAAACAAAGUCAUCAAGAGGGAUAUUGUCUCCAAUUUGAAACUUAUGUUAGACGAAUGCAAUCCACAAGCAAAGGCUUUUCGAAUGGCGAGAGAUCUGUUGAAAGUCAACGCUUUCUUGGACUUAAAGCUACGCCUAAUUAGUGAUAGACCUGAAGAUGGUCGUGUCUACAACACACCAACUGUGUCGGAGGUUGCUGCUCUUAUUGUUGGAGAUAUCGAUCCUAACACGCCAAGAGACAUCAUUAUUCACGCUCGUGAUGGACAUUUGCAACAAAUUGAUGAGUUUCAUCCGGCUUAUUUAGCCUACCAAUACCCUCUCAUUUUUGUGUAUGGCGAGGAUGGAUACAGGAAAAAUAUUCUUCACAGAUAUGAGCAUGAACAACAGUUACAUGAUCAGUCCCGCGGUACGCAAGCAAAUACAGCACCUAAGAGAGGAAAACGUGUGGUUUUGCCAUCAAAUUUUGUCGGCAGCAAAAGAUACAUGGAUCAACUUUAUUUUGAUGAAAUAACAUGUGCACUCUCCGGCACUUCGUUGAAGCCUCAUGAUAGACCAUAUUUAGUUACCAAAGUUUUCAAAAACAAAUUUGACGAGCUAAUGACUGAUAUAACCAAACGCCAUGUCCUCGGGAAGGUGAUCGCAUUUAUGUACACGAUUGAAUUUCAGAAGCGAGGGUUGCCGCAUGCUCACAUUUUAGUUUUUUUGCACCCUCAGAGCAAAUAUCCAACACCAUCAGACAUAGAUAAAAUCAUUUGUGCCGAGAUUCCGGACCCCGCUGUUCAUCCAGCGUUAUACGACUUGGUCUCGGCAUACAUGAUGAACGGACCUUGUGGUCCAUUGCGCAUGAAGUCUCAAAGAAGAUCUGAUUCCCAUGUUAUUCACAAGAAUGGCGUCGCUUUGGACAAUCGACAUGUUGUGCCUUACAAUACAAGAUUUCUUUUGAAGUACCAUGCACAUAUUAACAUGGAGUGGCCUAACCAAGUUACAUCUAUCAAAUAUAUUUUUAAGUACAUACACAAGGGAUUUGAUAGAAUCACAGCAACGAUUUCAGCUUCAAACUCUGCAUCGGGAAGCGACAAAGAGCCUGUUGAUGAGAUUAAAUAA
This is a messenger RNA of Vicia villosa (hairy vetch), 2142 nucleotides long. RefSeq lists its product as uncharacterized. The coding region runs from base 1 to 2142 and encodes 713 amino acids. NCBI's taxonomy places the organism in Eukaryota, Viridiplantae, Streptophyta, Magnoliopsida, Fabales, Fabaceae. The record is from RefSeq and is a predicted model, not a curated record. The transcript is spliced from 8 exons.